AUGCUUUUCCUCCCAGCUGCUGCUCUGUGCUGUCUGUGUUCAGUGCUGGUUGCCAUGGCAGCACAGCUGAUUCAGGACGAUUUAACAUUGACCAGGAGAGUUGAUGGAGACGUCUCCUUCAGCUGUCGAGGAACUGACCUGUGUGCCAGCAACUAUGUAUGGUGGUACCAGAAGAAAGACACAGAAACAUUCACAAGGAUUCUACUCAUUGAGUUGAGUGAUUGUAGUAUAGCUAACACUUACGAUCAUCCUCAGAAAAAUGAUUUCUCAGUUGUGAAUAAUCAGAAAGCUUGUGAGUUGGAGAUCCAGAAAGUUAAACUCCUUCAUUCAGCCACCUACUACUGCUCCUGUUAUAAGAGUUACUAUUACAUCUUUGGCUCUGGAACUAAACUGGUUGUAACAGAUGAGCAGGUAGUGAAGCCCGUGGUGAGCGUGUACCCAGCAGAAUCCAGAGCCCACCUGGAGGGGAGGAGCUCCCUGCUGUGUGUGGCCUCAGCCAUGUUUCCUCCUCUGGUCCGCUUCUCCUGGAAAAGACGAAGGCAAGAUCAGGUGGAGCAGCUCCCUGCUGAGGGAGAGCAGCUGGAGCUCUCAGAGUCGGGAUGUAAGGCCACCAUCUUGUCUCUUGAUCGGGACGCUCUCGAUACGUAUAAAUACCGCUGCAUCGCCCAGCACGAGGGGGGCACAGUGGAGGGCCAAACAGAACAAGCUGCAGUUCAAACAACAAGCAGAAGCAUCACCACCACAUCCAGCGCACCACCUACCUCCAUCGUAACGCAGCCUGAAGCAGUGUCAGUGUCCUUCCAGUCUCAGUGCAGGGUGAAGCUGCUCUGUGUGCUCUACACAGUGCUGAUAGUGAAGAGUCUGGUGUACUGCUGUGGACUCUCUCUGCUGAGGAUCCUCUGAAACAAGGGACCGUCCACCAGCUGCUCACAUGCUGACUGACUGUUUCCUGCUCGCCUUUUCUCACCAUCAGAUCUCAUCAGUUCGUCUCAUUGAUCACUUUGAUCAGCAGUCACAAAUGUCAAUGUUCAUGUUUUGUGGUUGGUUGUAAAAUGAAUCUUUUGAUGCACAGGUUAGAUUCAGUCAUCCUGCAUAUAUAAAUACAUAUAUACACAUAUAUAUCUGCAGUGACUGAGUAUAAAUUCUGUGGUAUAGUGUUAUUUUCAUCCUCUAGUUUAUUUCCACUUUGAAUUGUGACUUGUAUAAUAAUAGAACAUGAAGCUGAAUCAUUAGCUGUCUGCUAGAUAUUUGAUUGUUUUAGUGUUUUUCUCUUCUUGUCUUUCUUUUUAAUACAUCAUGCAGAGUGUGGCAGCUUUGU
This is a messenger RNA of Acanthopagrus latus (yellowfin seabream), 1318 nucleotides long. RefSeq names its product immunoglobulin lambda-1 light chain-like. The record is from RefSeq and is a predicted model, not a curated record. The coding region runs from base 1 to 903 and encodes 300 amino acids. The transcript is spliced from 6 exons. NCBI's taxonomy places the organism in Eukaryota, Metazoa, Chordata, Actinopteri, Spariformes, Sparidae.